Pestalotiopsis fici W106-1 is the source of this 741-nucleotide messenger RNA. RefSeq lists its product as uncharacterized. The record is from RefSeq and is a predicted model, not a curated record. The transcript has a single exon. Bases 1 to 741 code for a protein of 246 amino acids. NCBI's taxonomy places the organism in Eukaryota, Fungi, Ascomycota, Sordariomycetes, Amphisphaeriales, Sporocadaceae.
AUGGCGCAAGUCUUCCACCAGUUCAAUUACCUGCCGGCGGAGAUUCGCGCCAGUAUCUGGGAGCUUGCCGUUGAUACGCAGCAGCGCAUCAUCACGACUUGCGAUGGCAUCAAGAUCCUAAAGGCGCCGACGCCGCCCUUGUUCCUCGUCAGCCACGAGGCCAAGGAGUGCGCCAUGCGGCAGUACCGGCGCCACCCCAACGAGUACCGGCAGUAUCCCGAUGGCGGGUGCAUCCAGACGUCGGACGCGUGCGCCGCCAUGACGGCCGAGUCCCGGGACAAGGGCCCGUACUUUGCGCCCAAGUACGACAUUCUGCUGCUCCUGCCGGGCACGGCCGACGGGUUCGGCGACGCCAUAUGGAGGCGGUUGCUGGGCAUGCCGCGCGUGGCGUUUCGAUCGCUGCAGCACGCCAACAUGAUCUUUGGGCAAAUCUCUCCGUCCAACGCGAGCGAGACGUCGGCCGUGCGCGCCAUUUGCGCCAGCAACAUUACGGAGCUGUGGAUCCUAAACGAUGAGCAACACCACCACCACAAAGAUGGCGGCGGCGGCGGCGAUGAUGGUGAUGCCAACAGCGCGGUGCGUUGGUCGAGAAAACUACCAAAGUACUGGCUGCACCCGCACUGCGAGGUCGAGAGCGCCAAUGGCGACGACUGCCAGGAUGCCGAUGGCGCGUUUCGACAUCUCUUGCGCAUGAACGGCUUUGCGCGCGACGAGCGACGUCAUGGGCCGCCGAUUCUAUGA